CAUUAGUUUUCAAUGCAUAAAUUGACUACUACCGUGCAAAUAAUAAAUAUUUAACGCGUGUUUGAUUGAUGCCAUUUAAAUAAUCAGCUGCUACAUUAGUGUAGGCAGACAACCAAUAACUUCGACGUUUAUUAAGCAAAGUGCCUUUUGCUGUGUGUGCUGUUCAGGUUUAUUGCUGAUGCGACACCGAGAAGUGUGCAGAAGUAGCAAAAGGUAUUUGUAACUUAUCGAUAUCGUCGGUUUUUUGUUUGGGCAAAAAUUGCAUUGUAAAAAUUAAUCCGCAACGAAGCAUAGACAUUGAUGGUGGCAAACAAUAUAAAUCUACAGACUGAAAGCGUGCAGCAGCCACAAUCAGUGUGCACAAUCAAAAACCAUCAGUUAAUUGCCGUCGCAGAGCCAAAACGCCGUGAGCACCAGAAGCUCCAGCGUAUUGGGACACCAAACUACACACAAAAACUCAUUCACAAGCAAUGAGUGCUGCAAAGAAAUACAAGCCUAUGGAUACGAGCGAACUGCACGACACCGAAAAUAUUGCCAACUGUCUUAAGAAGAGUGACAGUGCAACAACAAAUCCGGGACGUAGUGCGUUCGCUGCCCAAAAUAUGAAUUCAUCAUCUGCAGCAGCAGCGGCGGCAGCGUCCACAACAAAUGGCGAACGGUUGCCAAAUUUUUCCAAACUGGGUGCACAUCAUGGCAACGAUAUACGUGCGGCAUCAACUACCUCAAAUCUGCUGAAUCGCAUGGGCGCCAUACAUAACACCAAGCCGGGCGAUGUCAAAAAGAUUGUGAUUAAGAAUUUCAAGGCUAAACCCACACUGCCCGAUAAUUAUUCGGAGGACACUUAUAUUAAACUGGAGGAGGCCGUUAUUGCCAUCCAACUGUCCAAGCCCAUCAAAUAUUCCCUGGAGGAGCUCUAUCAGGCCGUUGUAAAUAUGUGCAGCCAUAAAAUGGAUGCACAACUGUAUGCCAAACUUAAAGAACUGACGGAAUUACACGUCAAACGCAAUAUCAAGCUGAAGGAGCUAACUGGCGGCAGUAUGGACAAAUUGAUUUUAUUGGAGAAAAUCAACAACUGGUGGCUAUCGUUUUGCCAACAAAUGAUCAUGAUACGCAGCAUAUUUCUAUACAUGGAUCGCACCUAUGUGCUACAAAAUUCGUCCAUUCACUCGAUAUGGGAUAUGGGGCUGGACCUCUUUCGUAUACACUUUGCCCAGAAUAACGUGGUGCAGAAGCGCACCGUUGACGGACUGCUUACGUUAAUUGAGAAGGAGCGCCAGGGUUCGACUGUUGAUCGUGGACUGUUGAAGAGUUUGGUUCGCAUGCUCUGUGAUUUGCAAAUCUACAGCAGUGCAUUUGAGGAAAAGUUUCUGGAUGCAACUAAUCAACUGUACAAGGCGGAGAGUCAACGCAAGAUGCAGGAGUUGGAGGUGCCCGAGUACUUACAGCACGUGAGCAAACGUUUGGUCGAGGAGAACGAGCGGCUGCUGCAUUAUCUCGACUCCAGCACAAAACAUCCUUUGAUAUACAAUGUGGAAAAAGAGCUGCUUGCCGAACAUCUAACGACAAUUCUGCAAAAGGGCCUGGAUGCAUUACUAGAGGACAACAGACUGAAUGAUCUAACUCUCUUAUACGGCCUGCUAAGUCGCGUCAAAAACGGCACAUCCGAGCUCUGCGGCAACUUUAAUGGUUACAUAAAGAAAAAAGGCCGCACUAUUGUCAUUGAUCCCGAGAAGGACAAGAGCAUGGUGCAGGAUCUGCUGGACUUUAAGGACAAAAUGGAUGUCAUUGUACGCAAUUGCUUUGAGCACAACGAGAAAUUCACGAAUUCGUUACGCGAGGCCUUCGAAUUCUUCAUCAAUCAGCGCGCCAACAAACCGGCUGAGCUCAUAGCUAAGUAUGUUGACAUGAAACUGCGUUCUGGCAACAAGGGAACCACAGACGAGGAACUGGAAAAGACAUUGGAUAAGAUCAUGGUGCUCUUUCGUUUCAUUCACGGCAAGGACGUAUUUGAGGCAUUCUACAAAAAGGAUCUUGCCAAACGUUUGUUGGUUGGCAAGUCGGCUUCAGUGGACUCCGAGAAAAGCAUGUUGUCGAAGCUGAAACAGGAAUGCGGCGGCGGCUUUACAUCUAAGCUCGAGGGCAUGUUUAAAGACAUGGAAUUGAGUCGUGAUAUUAAUUUGGCGUUCCGUGGUCACACGCUUAGCAACGAUCGCGAUGUAACCAAUUUGGAUUUGACUGUCAGUAUAUUGACCAUGGGCUAUUGGCCAACAUAUCCGCCCACUGAAGUCACAAUGCCACCGCAAUUCAUCAACCCCCAGCAGAUAUUCAACAAGUUCUAUUUAGAAAAACACAGCGGGCGAAAGCUGCAGUGGCAGCCAACGCUGGGCAAUUGUGUAUUACGUGCUCAAUUCGAUGCGGGUUCCAAAGAGCUAAUGGUAUCGCUAUUUCAAGCGCUGGUGCUGCUAUUAUUCAAUGAUAAGCCCACGCUCAGCUACGAGGAAAUAUUGGCAGCCACCAGUAUUGAGGAUGGCGAGCUGCGGCGCACUCUUCAAUCGCUGGCUUGUGGACGGGCGCGUGUCAUUUCCAAAACACCCAAGGGUCGUGACAUUGAGGAUGGCGACCAGUUUGAUUUCCACAACGAGUUCACAAAUAAAUUAUUCCGCAUCAAAAUCAAUCAAAUUCAAAUGAAAGAAACGAAUGAGGAGCAAAAGGCAACUGAGGAGCGUGUCUUUCAGGAUCGUCAGUAUCAGAUUGAUGCGGCCAUUGUACGCAUUAUGAAAAUGCGUAAAACACUAAGCCACAAUUUGCUCAUCACCGAAUUGUUCAAUCAGCUAACGUUUCCAGUCAAGCCUGCUGAUCUGAAAAAGCGCAUCGAGUCGCUGAUUGAUCGUGAUUACAUGGAGCGGGAUAAGGAUAAUCAAAACCAAUAUAACUAUGUGGCAUAAGUUUACCUUUGAAUUACCAUUUAUUUUGGCCAACAUUUCACACUGAAAACAAUUGAAGUUUUUUGUUUGUUCUUUAUAUCAACCCACACUAUACAUUAAUUGCUAUACAAAAAACAAGUCCAACGGCAAGUGUAUUGAUCAAUUACAUAUUGUAGUUGUAGUUGUUGAAGCGAUUCAUGUCUUUGUAAGCUACUUGUAUCAUCUAAUAAAUUAGACGAUUCAUUUACAAUUCGCUAAUACGUUGAAGAGCAAUUUUUUUGUCGGAUACAUUUCUGCUGUUUUUACUUAUUUUUUAUGAUGACCAAAACGUUCAGAAACAGUAAAAUAAUAGCGGUUUUGUUUAUGGGGUUUUUAUUUGUUUUUUUAAUCGAUGAUAGAUAACUUCUCCUUCGAAUAACAAUAGAAGAAACAUAUGCAGGCUAAUAUUAAUAGAAUACUUAAAUAAAUAAUAACCUAGUACUCGUAACUUUGAUGCAUCUGUAUGUAAAACGGAUUUGCAUAAAACUAAAUCGUUUUUAUUUAUGAUUUUUUCGAUAAAUAAACUCAAAUUAUUGUAUACA
This is a messenger RNA of Drosophila albomicans, 3505 nucleotides long. It is a transcript of the gene Cul4, whose product is annotated as cullin-4A. The transcript is spliced from 10 exons. Gene Ontology annotation, molecular function: ubiquitin protein ligase binding. The coding region runs from base 471 to 2945 and encodes 824 amino acids. Gene Ontology annotation, cellular component: Cul4-RING E3 ubiquitin ligase complex. Gene Ontology annotation, biological process: ubiquitin-dependent protein catabolic process; protein ubiquitination; DNA damage response. The record is from RefSeq and is a predicted model, not a curated record. NCBI's taxonomy places the organism in Eukaryota, Metazoa, Arthropoda, Insecta, Diptera, Drosophilidae.